This is a messenger RNA of Pseudocercospora fijiensis CIRAD86, 975 nucleotides long. RefSeq lists its product as uncharacterized. The transcript has 6 exons. The record is from RefSeq and is a predicted model, not a curated record. The coding region runs from base 1 to 975 and encodes 324 amino acids. Lineage: Eukaryota; Fungi; Ascomycota; Dothideomycetes; Mycosphaerellales; Mycosphaerellaceae.
AUGGAGCUCCGUCCCCCUACUACUGUGAGCCCAUCUCUUGGCACCGGCCGCAGCCUCCGCUUCCACAAACAUCACAAGGACGCGUUCGAUCAUGUCGUUGUCUUAAGACAACUGACCGCGUACUCAGACCCGAAGCGUCGAGCGACAGCACCAAAGCCGCUCCAGAAUAUCCACCGGCAUACCGAGAAUAUGAGCCAAGAGCAGACCAUAUCAUGUUGUGUGCCACGAGAACGCCAGCACGAUAGAGAAUUGAUGCGCUGUGAAACAAGGAAAGACUCCAAGGCAGCAAGAGGAAGGAUCUGUAUCCUGCGUGGCGAUGCAUACGGUCAGACCUGUCGUUCAUAUGAAAAGCGCAGAACCUCAUACUCAGCUCCUGAAUCCUCCACGCACACAAGAUGUCCAAGUCCGGCCCAGUCUUCUCUCAACAGAUUCUUACUUGAUGUUCACGACUGGGAAUUCGAAUCUGGAGCGCGCUUUUCAGUCGUAGAUUCGAGGAAUGCCUAUGAGGUGGGAGAACGUUACCAGGAUGGCGUCGAGCCCAUGGAGCCGGGCCACUUCACCGAAGAUAACUUGGAAAGUCCCUGGUCUGGACUAAGCAUAGGAGAUGUUGAAGCUUUCUGCAUCGAUGCCGCGAAAACAAGCGAACGCGAAGAGCCGAGUCUCUUUCUUAUACUGGAUGACCAAGGUAUUACAGAUGAGACGGUCAUCCUGGCACAGCGCCAUUUUGGUGAAGACGACAAAUUUAUGAAUAACUUUGACAAAGUCCGCAUACCAUGGUCUGGUGCUUACAGCAUGUGGUGUAACCUGGACAUCGCGAAUAUGGAGUUUGAAGAGUUUUGUGAGGGUGAGGCGGAUGAAGAGGGAUGGUGGGAAGCGAAUGAUUUUGCGAAGGGUGUAGGUGACGAUUUGAGUGAUGAGAAGCGCGAACUCAAGGAUGAGGAAAGGCGAAAACUGCAGGAAGCUGGGAAGAUCUAG